CUCCAGGCGGCGUGGGGGUCUUUGAUCAAGAAAAUCCAAUUAUUUGUGUAUAUACAUUUCCCACAUAGUGAUUACUUCAUUAAUUGUCCCGCCUUUAUCUCCUCCCUUCCCAUCCCCCCUAAUAAUCAGCUCCUUUAUCCAGACCAACAAACACACCAUAGGAGCUUUGUGGAUUCAAAGGAUUUGCUUUCCCCUCUCAAAGAGCCGCUAUUCUUUGAUGAUUGGGCAGCGGCGAACUUCAAAGUAAUAAAUCUUAUUUCUGACUGGCUGGCGGCCCACCAAAGUCCUUAUCAAAUUCUAAGAAGUGAUCCCUCACUCUUCAGAUAGACCGAGGAGAUCACAGGGAGAGGAGGCACUGAAGAGUGAAGCUCUGCUCCACGAGCUCUUUUUUCUUUUUUAAACGCGAAUGCACAGAUUUAUCUGAAUUAGUACUUUUUUUUAUUUUUAUUUGUUUCCAUCGAGAGGGAGGAGGAGGUUUCUUUUGCACCAUGGCAGCGGUGGCGGUACUGCGGAAUGAAACACUCCAGGCUUUUCUCCAGGAUCGCACUCCAAACUCUUCUCCAGAGAACUGUAAGCACUCUCCGCUGGCUCUCCUGGCUGCCACUUGUAACCGGAUCGGGCAUCACCACGGAUCGAACCACACAGAUUUCAUCCAGGUCCCUUACGACCCCACUCUGGGCUCCCCUUCGCGUUUAUUUCACCCGUGGACUAACGAGGGGAACACACAGGGCAGCCUGGCCAGCAACUCCAGUUUCGGACUAUCCUCCAAGCCGCAGCUGUCUGCGCACAUCCAGAGCUCCUUCAGCUCGCACCACGAACUGCCCCUCACCCCCCCGGCGGACCCCUCUUACCCUUAUGACUUCUCCCCCGUGAAGAUGUUACCUUGCUCCAUGCAGUCUCUGCAGUCCACCUGUCCUCCAACCUACGUCCCUGCAGUCAGUUACGCAGCGCCAACUCCCAUCCCGCCCGCGGCCCACUUUUGUCACGGGACCCUCGGGCCUUGUGCACCACCACCACCACCACCACCAGCAGCAAGACAGUUGUCCCCAAACCCCGGGGAGGAGAUCCCGUGGUGGAGCCUCCAGCAGGGGAACCACGUCAGUCACUCUUCUUCUCUCGGUCCCCAUCGCUUCCAGCUGCAGAGGGGUUUGGUGUUGGGACACACGGACUUUGCGCAAUACCAGACGCAGAUCGCCGCUCUGCUGCACACAAAGUCCCCGCUCGCGACUGCGCGGCGGUGCAGGAGGUGCAGGUGUCCCAACUGCCAGUCGUCCACGUCCAGCGACGAGCCCGGCAAGAAGAAGCAGCACAUUUGUCACAUACCCGGCUGCGGGAAAGUGUACGGCAAAACUUCUCACCUGAAGGCGCACCUGCGGUGGCACUCGGGGGAGCGGCCGUUUGUGUGCAACUGGCUCUUCUGUGGCAAGAGCUUCACCAGGUCGGACGAGCUGCAGAGACACCUGAGGACACACACGGGGGAGAAGCGCUUUGUUUGCCCGGACUGCUGCAAAAGGUUCAUGAGGAGUGACCACCUGGCAAAACAUGUCAAAACUCACCAGAACAAAAAAAGCAAGUGCCACGACAAGACACUCGAUCACGUCAAAAGGGAAGACACGAGGAAUAUGUUGUAACACACUUUAGUCAUAGUCAUUUGAAAUCAGUAGAAAUCACUCCAGUGCAACACAGUCAGUCGUUCAUUAGUUUGAAUCCACAGUGAGCUGCAUUUAGGGUGUUUCUCUUUAUUUUGUUGGUUGAUUCUUUCAUCCUGACACUAGUUUCUUCCAUCGCUGGUCUGUGUAGCACAUGUUUGUAUGUGUAUAUAAAGUUUCAUAAGUUAAUUUGGGACCUUGGAGAAGUUAUAGGUCAUGAGUUUGAAUCCACUGUCUUUAUCAUGUCAAACAAAGACAAGUUUCCAACUUGUGUUUUUCGAUCAUUGUCUUCGGUGGAAGAUUUCACUCCCCUGUAAAUUAUAUUUAAUAGCUUUUGUUGAAUGAAAGUGUCAGUUGUUUGCUCCAUAUGGGGUGUUUUAAGCAUGCUCUUGAAAAGAUCUGCUAUUGUUGAUAUGACCCAAAAUACUGUGUGAGAAUAAAGAUUAUAACAUUUUCCUCA
Molecule: messenger RNA, 2109 nt
Organism: Solea solea (common sole)
Lineage: Eukaryota; Metazoa; Chordata; Actinopteri; Pleuronectiformes; Soleidae
Gene: sp5a
Product: Sp5 transcription factor a
Biological process (GO): regulation of transcription by RNA polymerase II
Molecular function (GO): RNA polymerase II cis-regulatory region sequence-specific DNA binding; DNA-binding transcription factor activity, RNA polymerase II-specific
Source: RefSeq, a predicted model, not a curated record